AUGGUUUACUUAUUCCAUGUUUCUCUUUGUCUUGGCAUUGUUUUUGCCACAUGGAGUAGCAAACACAGCACAUCCAAACCAACCACUACACCAGUGAAAGGAGCAGCCAGCAGCAGCCCAGCAGCAAGGCCCUCAACAUCAACACCAACCACACACACACUGAACGGAGCAGCCGGCAGCAGCACAACAUCAUGGCCCCCAACAACACCAACACCACAUACACCCAACGCUCCUACAGCGGGGGUCCUGCUGCGGGUCCUGGUGCUGCUGGGCUUCUCCGUCCUGACCCUGGUGGUUCUGCUCAGCCUCAUUGGCUGGUGGAGAACCAGAGGUACCAAGGCGGAAACAGAAGAGUGCAUUGGUCUGAACUCUGCCAGCGACGCCCCGCCAGCCAGAGAACGCCUCGGCUCAGGGGCCAGUGACCAGCAGCAGCACACUGUGGAGAUGGACCUGGACUGGGCUCCCAGGGGCCCCUCUGUGGUCCAGCGUGGUGGGCAGAGGGCAGUAGGCUCAGCACAGGACCAAGAGGAUCCUGGUGAACUUAGCGAUGCGGCUACCUAUGAAAACCUGAGGGCCCCUCCCAGAUGUGUUGGGGACACUGCGGACACGGGCGUCCAUUUUGUCACCGUCCACCAACUGUCAAAAUGA
Messenger RNA from Gadus chalcogrammus (walleye pollock), 648 nucleotides. RefSeq lists its product as uncharacterized. Lineage: Eukaryota; Metazoa; Chordata; Actinopteri; Gadiformes; Gadidae. The coding region runs from base 1 to 648 and encodes 215 amino acids. The transcript is spliced from 8 exons. The record is from RefSeq and is a predicted model, not a curated record.